UAUCCAACCCCCAAGAAUUGUGUAACGCCUUUACAAACAGACGAAAAAAUGGAGGAAAUGCCAACAGGGUUUCGGUUUUACCCUACAGAAGAAGAGUUGGUUUCUUUCUAUCUACACAACAAGCUCGAAGAGACGAGACGAGACAUAAAUCGCGUUAUACCCCUCACCAACGUUUAUCAGCUCGAGCCAUGGCACCUCCCAAAACAUUCGGGGGAGGUUUGCCGUGGAGACAGUGAGCAAUGGUUUUUCUUUGUCCCGAGCCAGGAAAGUGAAGUACGAGGAGGGAGGCCGAGUCGGACUACGGCCUUGGGCUACUGGAAGGCCACUGGUUCACCAAGUUAUGUUUAUUCAUCAGAUAGUAAAGUGAUUGGAGUUAAGAAAAGCAUGGUGUUUUACAUAGGGAAAGCUCCCACUGGAAGAAAAACAAAAUGGAAAAUGAAUGAGUAUAGAGCCAUCAAGGAAGAUUUCCCCACUUCUAUUCCCAAGUUAAGGCAUGAAUUGAGCCUAUGUCGACUUUACGUAGUGUCGGGAAGUUCUCGAGCAUUUGAUCGUCGUCCGACCAGGCUGGCCCCGCCACCAAGGGAGAUGAUGAUCAAACAACAAAAUGAAAGUCGAUGUGGUUUAACUUCUGAAUGUGCAAGAACAUCGUAGGCAUCAGAAAGUAAAAUAUCUGGAGAAAGCCAUGCAGGAGGCUCCAAUUCUGGAGAUGAUUCAUGGUUUAGAAAAUCUAGUUGAGUGGAACGAAGUGUAGGGUUCUUAAUUAAAACGACGAGUUAGACACGUUAUAAAAUAUUGUGAUCUAAUUUUCCAAAACGCGUAACCAGGACCACUGAUUUCUUGUAAGAUAAAUGAAAUUGCUUUUAACAGAUAUUGUAAUUUUUCUUAUA
This is a messenger RNA of Olea europaea var. sylvestris, 887 nucleotides long. RefSeq names its product NAC domain-containing protein 90-like. Lineage: Eukaryota; Viridiplantae; Streptophyta; Magnoliopsida; Lamiales; Oleaceae. Gene Ontology annotation, biological process: regulation of DNA-templated transcription. The transcript is spliced from 3 exons. Gene Ontology annotation, molecular function: DNA binding. The record is from RefSeq and is a predicted model, not a curated record. The coding region runs from base 49 to 651 and encodes 200 amino acids.